UGUGGGCCGGAGGGGGUCGGUCCUCCAGUAUCCCACAACACCCUGCGCGCCCUCCGCGUCCCAGUGCCCCCAGUAUGGACCAGUACAUCGUGCUGGGCCGCAUCGGGGAGGGCGCUCACGGCGUCGUCUUCAAGGCCAAGGACAGGAAGACCGGGGAGCUGGUGGCGCUGAAGAAGGUCCCUUUGCGGCGCCCCGAGGACGGGCUCCCCCCCCAGACCCUGCGUGAGAUCAAGGCCCUGCGCCACAUCGAGGAGCACCCACAUGUUGUCCGCCUGGGGGCGGUGUUCGCCGCGGGUCCCGCCGUGGUCCUGGCGCUGGAGCUGCUGGUCGGGGACCUGGGGGGGCUCCUGCGCUCGGCCCCGGCGCCGUUGUCCCCCCCCCGGGUGCGAGCACUGCUCGCCAUGACCCUGCGGGGGCUCAGCCACUGCCACCGGCACCACGUGAUGCACAGAGACCUGAAGCCAGCAAACCUGCUGCUGGACGCCCGCGGCCGCCUUAAGCUGGGGGACAUGGGGCUGGCGCGAGUGCUGGGACCCCCCUGCACCCGGCCCUAUAGCCACCAAGUGGCCACCAGGUGGUAUCGAGCCCCUGAGCUGCUCUAUGGCGCCCGCGACUAUGAUGAAGGGGUUGAUAUAUGGGCCGUGGGCUGCAUCUUUGGGGAGCUGCUGAACCUGUCACCGCUGUUCCCGGGAGACAAUGACAUCGAGCAGCUCUGCUGUGUCCUGCGAGCACUCGGCACCCCCAGCCCCAGCGCCUGGCCUGAGCUGCGCGCGCUGCCCGACUACCCGAAGCUGCGUUUCGCGCGCUGGGCGCCCGCGCCGCUGGAGCAGCUCGUGCCGGGGGCGGGGCCGCUCGCGCGGGACCUGCUGCGGCGCCUCCUGCGCCUCCCCCCGGCGCGGCGGCCGCGCGCAGAGCAGGCCCUGCUGCACCCCUACUUCUUCGGCCCAAUGGAGCUGACCCCACCACCACCACAAGGGGGGGCCCGGCCCCCCCCCAACUUCGACCUGGACACCCCAUUGCUACCGGCUCUGCCCCCCCCCCAGCGCCCUGCGGCCCCCUCCUUGAGCCCCCAAUGAGCCCCCAUUGAUGGGGUCCCCUUUGGGGAGGGGAGCCUAGUGCCUUGGGGGGGGGGGCACCCAGUUGUAUGGGUGCCCCCCCCCCCCAACCCCCAAAAUGGGGCCAAAAAUGGUGAAAAUGGACAUUUUGACCCCGGAAAUGUCCAAUUUGGGGCUAAAAACGGCGAUUUUGGGGGCGAAGACA
Molecule: messenger RNA, 1260 nt
Organism: Strigops habroptila (Kakapo)
Lineage: Eukaryota; Metazoa; Chordata; Aves; Psittaciformes; Psittacidae
Gene: CDK20
Product: cyclin dependent kinase 20
Exons: 8
Coding region: 75-1076 (333 amino acids)
Biological process (GO): protein phosphorylation
Cellular component (GO): nucleus
Molecular function (GO): ATP binding; cyclin-dependent protein serine/threonine kinase activity
Source: RefSeq, a predicted model, not a curated record